Molecule: messenger RNA, 1023 nt
Organism: Anopheles nili
Lineage: Eukaryota; Metazoa; Arthropoda; Insecta; Diptera; Culicidae
Exons: 2
Coding region: 1-1023 (340 amino acids)
Biological process (GO): protein sumoylation; reciprocal meiotic recombination; homologous chromosome pairing at meiosis
Cellular component (GO): synaptonemal complex
Molecular function (GO): SUMO transferase activity
Source: RefSeq, a predicted model, not a curated record
AUGUCCGGUCAGCGAUGGAUCCACUGCGGCCUGUGCUUUAGCUUCGAGGUGCAUAAGCGAACGAAGUUCUAUCACCUCUCCUGUCUCGACGUGCUAUGCCGGAAUUGCAUGGCAAAAACGAACCGUGGCACCACCUGCCCAGUCUGUCAGGCUCCUAUUCGCCACUUCACCGAGUUGGGAGACGACAUGGGCCGACGGGAACGUGCUCUAUACCACGAAGCUCCCGCAGGACUCUUUCAAAUUGCUGGCCAAGCGAUGGCAUUCCAGCAAAAACACCGGCUGAAUCUCAUUCGUGCCAUCAUCCGUGUUCGCGAAUCCAAUCAACGCGCCAGUGAGCUGGAAAUCGCCAUCCAAAAACAGAUCUCCGAAACGAAGCGUCAUUACGAGAACGUGCGCUCUUUCCGGCGGAAUCUGCAGGAAACAAUGCGCAAACACAUGCCCACCAACGUGUCUCAGAUUCCAUUUUCCGAGCGACGGCUUUCCGUCGGAGUUGGCUCGUUGCAGGCCAGUGUUGCCUCGCUUGUUUCACAGCAUCGGUACUCCGUCGAUUCGUUUAAGCUUACGGGGACAACUUCUCACACCAACUCAUCGAACAUUUCACACACCAGCUCAAUGAACGAUUCCGGCUUCGGUGGAUCGGUCAACGGAAGUUUUCCAGGAAGUGCACAAUCCAACGCGAGUAGCUCAAAACGUUGCAUAAACAUCUCAGCGACCCCGGCAGCUAGAGAAAGUGCUCCAAAGCACGACUUAAAUAUUCCAGCGACUCCAGUUUCAAGCAUCCGGACGCGGACUUUCGGCACAGUCCCUCAACGACGUAUGACGAUCUGCGAUACAUCCGCUCGCCAGCCGAUCGCCAAUUUUCCCCAACCUAAUCGAAGAUUUUCCAUCGACACGUUCAACAGACCUAGUCAGAGCUAUACUAACGGCAUCGCAACUACCAAUGCAGAUUUUUUCAACAAAAACUCUACGAACACCAACCCGUUCUGCUUCAACAAACAUCUUUUUGGAAGGAAACAAAUAUAG